GUCUACAAGAACAUUCGUAGAAAGGGUCAAGUUUCAAAUAUAUUAGAUGCCAUGAUGUCAAACAAAUCUUCGGAGGGAACCGUUACAGGACAAGAUCAUUAUGCAAUUAUGGCGGAGGGAUUCACACCAGUAACUGGAGUAAAACUUGAUUGUGAUGAAAGCACAUCUAAUGAUAUGGCAGAGGAUUCCGAAGAUAAAGAGAGACUCGACGAUGCCACUUUGAGAGCGAAAGCAAAAGUUUUUCUCGAGAAAGGCAACGAAGCUUACAAACAAGAAAAGGAUUACACAUGCGCAGUCCAUUUUUACACGCAAGGCAUUCACGUGGAGUGCAAAGAUACCCGACUUAUCGCCAAACUAUACAGCAACAGGGCAGCAGCUCAUUUCCAUAUGGGAAAUUACCGAGAAACACUGGCAGAUGCAAAGCUUGCUCUUCGACUGGAGCCAACACUCAUAAAAGCUAUAGAACGGGGAGCUUCUGCUUGUGUAAAACUAAAGCUGUUUGGAGAAGCAAAACUCUUAUGUGUCGGGGGACGUAUGAUUGAUUGCAGCAGGAAAACCUUUGCGGAAGUUUUGACAAAAUGUGCUGUUGAGUCACUAGAGGGCUCGCAAGAAACGCAUGAAAGAGAAGGAAAAAUUCAUAACCACGCUACAGCGAUACAAGUUAGUAUUGAAAAUAUUAUAUAUGGUUUUUUUCUAUGGUAAUGCAUGUUGAUAAAGCCACACGAGGCCAAAACAGAGGAACAAAUAUCAUUACACCAGCUUCCAUUUCAAGGUUCAUGUGUUCAGUGCUAAGUUUUAGGUUCCACCACAG
Stylophora pistillata is the source of this 811-nucleotide messenger RNA. RefSeq lists its product as uncharacterized. The record is from RefSeq and is a predicted model, not a curated record. NCBI's taxonomy places the organism in Eukaryota, Metazoa, Cnidaria, Anthozoa, Scleractinia, Pocilloporidae. Gene Ontology annotation, molecular function: protein binding.